AUCAAGCACCUAGGCAUGCAGACUUCUUCUACAACCAUUGUGAAAGAAUGGGUCGCUCUCAGGAGCUCAGUGGAUUCAAGCAUGGUACUGUGAUAGGUUGCCAGCUGUGCAAUAAAUCCAUCUGUGAAAUUUCCUUGCUACUAAAUAUUCCACGGUCAACUGUUAGUGGUAUUAUAACAAAAUGGAAGCAACUGAGAACAACAGCAACUUAGCCACGAAGUGGUAGACAAAAUGACAGAGCGGGGUCAGCACAUGUCGAAGUGCACAGUGUGCAGAAGUCGCCAAGUAUCUGCAGAAUCAAUAGAUAAAGACCUCCAAACUUCAUGUGCCCUUCAGAUUAACACAACAACAGUCUGUAGAGAGCUUCAUGGAAUCCGUUUCUAUGGUCAAGCAGCUGCAUCCAAGCCUUACAUCGCCAAGUGCAAUGCAAAGCGUCAGAUGCAAUGGUGUAAAGCACGCCGCCACUGGACUCUAGAGCAGUACUUGCCUGCCUACAUUGUGCCAAGUGUAAAGUUU
This is a messenger RNA of Staurois parvus, 516 nucleotides long. The record is from the annotation of a GenBank genome assembly. NCBI's taxonomy places the organism in Eukaryota, Metazoa, Chordata, Amphibia, Anura, Ranidae.